AGAGAGGUUAACCGAAUGGAGAAAAGGGCAGAGAAGAGAAGGAUAAUCUUAGUUCCAUUUCCAGCACAAGGACAUGUAACUCCCUUUAUGCAACUCGGGCAAGCCCUUAACUUCAAGGGCUUCUCAAUUACAGUUAUUCAAGGAGGAUCCAAUCAAGUAAGUCACAUCCCUGGAUUUCAGUUUGUCACCAUUCAAGAAAGCUUACCCGUGUCUCAACUCAAGACACUUGGACCGGUCGAAUUCCUUAUAAAGCUCAACAAAACAAGCGAGGCAAGCUUCAAGAACUGUAUAUCUCAGUUGUUGCUACAACAAGACAAUGAUAUCGCAUGUAUCAUCUAUGACGAGCUCAUGUACUUCUCCGAAGCUGCAGCUAAGGAGUUCAAGAUCCCUAGUGUCAUAUUCAGCACUGUUAGUGCUACAAGUCGAGUUUGCGGCUGCGUUUUAAGCAAACUCAAUGCUGAGAAGUUCCUGAUCGACAUGGAAGAUCCUGAAAUGCAAGACUUGGUGGUGGAAGAUUUACAUCCAUUAACAUACAAAGACCUACCGACUUCAGGAAUGGGGCCGCUGGACCGAUAUUUGGAGUUAUGUAGAGAAAUAUUUAACAGAGGAACAGCUUCCGGGAUCAUCAUCAACACGGUCAGUUGUCUAGAGAGCUCGUCUCUGUCAUGGCUUCAACAAGAACUUGGCAUUCCAGUGUAUCCAUUGGGUCCUCUUCACAUUACAGUUUCAGCAAAUUCUAGUUUACUGAAAGAGGACAUGAGCUGCAUUGAAUGGCUGAAUAAGCAGAAACCAAGGUCAGUCAUAUACAUAAGCUUGGGAAGCAAAGCUCAUAUGGAAGCAAAUGAAGUUCUGGAGAUGGCUUGGGGGUUGUGUGAUAGUAACCAGCCUUUUUUAUGGGUCAUCUCUGAGUCAUUGCCAGAGGAGGUUAGUAAGAUUGUCUCAGAAAAGGGAUACAUUGUGAAAUGGGCACCACAGAAUGAAGUACUUGCACAUCCUGCAGUGGGAGGUUUCUGGAGCCACUGCGGCUGGAACUCAACGCUUGAAAGCAUUGUGGAAGGAGUCCCAAUGAUUUGCAGGCCUUUUGGUGAUGAACAAAAGUUAAACGCAAAGUAUAUAGUGAGUGUGUGGAAAACUGGGAUCCGGCUGGAAGGUGAAGUGGAAAGAGGACAGGUAAAGAAAAUGGUGACAAGGUUAAUCAUGGAUAAUGAAGGUGCUGACAUGAGGGAUAGAUCAAUUGGUUUUCAAGAGAAGCUCAAAGCCUCUGUGAGAGAUGGAGGGUCCUCAUACAAUGCACUAGCUGAGCUUUUCAAGUACUUGGAGACGUAAUGAUGAAGUUAGACUCACAUUGAAAUUCCUAAAGACAGUGCUAAGCUAAUGAAGUUUAUGAGCCUUAUUUGAUAUAUCAACUCUGACUUUGUACAACUUACGCAGGGAUUGGUUCGUCAUCCAAUUAAAUUAAAAGUAACUUAUAU
Molecule: messenger RNA, 1472 nt
Organism: Eruca vesicaria subsp. sativa (arugula)
Lineage: Eukaryota; Viridiplantae; Streptophyta; Magnoliopsida; Brassicales; Brassicaceae
Source: the annotation of a GenBank genome assembly